Molecule: messenger RNA, 2610 nt
Organism: Neurospora tetrasperma FGSC 2508
Lineage: Eukaryota; Fungi; Ascomycota; Sordariomycetes; Sordariales; Sordariaceae
Exons: 4
Coding region: 1-2610 (869 amino acids)
Biological process (GO): transmembrane transport
Molecular function (GO): transmembrane transporter activity
Source: RefSeq, a predicted model, not a curated record
AUGUCACACAAUCUCCAAGAGAGCCCCGGUGAUGAUGAUCGUCGGCAAUCCCAACCCACCGAAGCAGAACAGGGUAGUUCGAGAUAUGAAGACCGAGUUGAUUCUGGUUUCGUGCAACAGCCUGAAAACACGGAUGGCACACUACAGUCCAGCAAAGACAAGGAAUCCCUCCGUAACAAGAAGUCUACGGAGCCGAGGAAGUUCUAUCUCGUAACCCACAACUCGGGAGACGACGAGAGGCACCGUGGGAGCGAGUCUUCAUACUCGUAUAAGUCAGUGAAUCUUGAACAACCCUUUCGCUUCGGCGAGUUCAAUCCACUCGUCGGAGAGUCUUUACCUUCUCUGUCGAUACGGGACAGUACUAGUGGUGAGCGCACAUAUGCUUCUCCAAACCCGGCAACCAUCCCCAUCAGCGGACAUGCCAGUUCUUCAUCCUCGUUCCACGAAAAGCCAACCACUGUUGAGCCACGGGGAAUUCCCUCCCAACUCCUGCCCCGAGCCAGCAGCAUAACCAGCUUCGGCUUCAUCGACGACGGUGAAGACACCAUCAUCUCCUGGGAAGAAAAUGACCCAGAAAACCCGUACAACUGGUCCUCCGGCAGGAAAGCCGCCAUCUUGCUGACGGCCGUCAUGUUGAUCCUCAACUCGUCCAUGGGCAGCGCCCUGCCCAGCAACGCCAUCCCCUUUAUUGUGGAGGAGUGGAAGAUCGAGUCGGAGCAGGAGACGGUCCUGCCCAUUUCCAUCUACCUGAUCGGCUAUGUGAUGGGUCCGAUCUUGUGGGCGCCGCUAAGCGAGCAGUAUGGGCGCAGGAGACUGAGUAUCGGGACGUUUGCCAUGUUUACUUUGUUUACGUUGGCGUGUGCAUUGGCUCCUCAUUGGAUUUCCUUUAUCAUUUUCAGACUGUUUUCGGGCAUCUUUGCUAGUGCGCCUAUUGCGCUGGUGCCGGGGAUUAUUGCGGAUAUUUACAAUGAACCGAGGCAGCGUGGGAGAAGCAUGGGGAUUUUUAUGGCUGUCAUCUUCGGCCCUCUCAUCGCCCCCAUCAUCUCCGGCUACGCCGCCACCACCAUCGGCUGGCGCUGGGCCUUCUGGAUCGGCCUCAUGUACGCCGGCCUGACCCUCCUCCCUCUCUUCUUUUUGUUGCCCGAAACCUACGGCCCCAUCCUCCUCCUCCGUCGCGCCCAGCACCUCCGGCUCACCAACCCCAACGCCCACGUCAUCGCCCCCCGCGAACUCGAAGACACCCAACACUCCCUGUCCGAACUCACCACCAUCGUCCUGACCCGGCCCAUCCGCAUGAUCCUCAUGGAACCCAUCGUCUCCACCAGCUGCGCUUACAUCUCCCUCUGCUACGCCAUCUUCUACAUGACCUUUGAAGCAUACCCCUUCAUCUUCAUCGACCUGUACGGCCUCACCCCGGGCCAAUGCGGGCUCACGUACCUCGCCAUGGGCGUCGGCUGCUUGAUUGCCUUGCCCAUCUUCAUGGCAUGGGACUCCAUCCUCACCCGCGCCCGGCACCGCAACGCAGCCUGGACUCGCCAGGAAGAAUACCGUCGCUUGCCACUCGCUUGCCUCGGUGGCCCCAUGUUCGUCGUCAGUCUCUUCUGGCUGGGCUUCACCUCCCGUUCCCCCUCCAUCAUCCCGUUCUGGAUCCCCAUGCUAAGCGGGAUCCCCUUCGGCAUGGGCUUCAUGUGCGUUUUUCAAGCGCUGUUGAACUACCUAACAGACGCGUACGAGAUCUUCGCUGCGUCAGCGAAUGCAGCGGCUUCGUGCUCGCGGUCGUUGUUAGCGACGCUUUUACCGCUGGCGACGGCGCCCAUGUUCCAUCGCUUGGGGAUUGCGGGCGCGUGUUCGUUGUUGGGUGGAUUGAGUCUGUUGAUGACGAUGAUGCCGUUUAUUUUUCUGUGGCAGGGGGAGAAGAUUAGAAGGAAUUCCAAGUUUUGUUUGUUGUUGAGGGAACGGAGGGAGGAGAUGGAGAGGAAGAUUGAGGAGCAGAAGAGAAGGAGGACGGGGAUCAUGACAAUGAGGAUGAGUGGUGUGUCGGCUGCUGCUGCUGGCUUAAGAUUCUCGGCUUAUGGAGAGGGUUUGGCGAGGACGGAGACGAGGGGGGAGGCGGGGAGGGUGCUGGGAGGAGGAGGAGCUAUGGGGGACAUUACGGAGGAGGAGCAGCAAGGGACAAAGAAGGAUGUGGAAAAGGGGGAGAUGGACAAGGGGAAGGAGAUGGAGAUGGAGAUGGAGAUGGAAGGGAGGAAGAGUUCUUCAAGUGGCAGCAACUACUCAAGCCACAGUGAACGGGGGGGUAUUCAGGCCCAUGGGAUUUUACAUGCGGAUGAUGGUGGGAGGAGGACUGGCAAUGUGGUGAAUCAUGCUUUUGAGCGCCCGGAUUACGGAGGAGCUGAUGAGGUGGGCGAGUCCUCAUUCAGUCACGACCAUGAUCCUCCGCCUGGUUCAGGUUCAAGAAGUGGUGGCUCGUCAGCUACCGUGGCGAUUAGUCCUCCGCCGCCUCGGAUCACUGGUACACCUCAUGAUGAUGAUGGAGGGGGGAAGUUGAAUGGAGAUGGGCUUGUUGGUGGAGGUCGGGAGGGAAACGAAGGAAGAAGGAUGAAUGAAUAA